Molecule: messenger RNA, 1302 nt
Organism: Venustampulla echinocandica
Lineage: Eukaryota; Fungi; Ascomycota; Leotiomycetes; Helotiales; Pleuroascaceae
Product: Zinc copper-regulated transcription factor
Exons: 3
Coding region: 1-1302 (433 amino acids)
Biological process (GO): positive regulation of transcription by RNA polymerase II; intracellular copper ion homeostasis; intracellular iron ion homeostasis
Cellular component (GO): nucleus
Molecular function (GO): DNA-binding transcription factor activity, RNA polymerase II-specific; copper ion binding; RNA polymerase II cis-regulatory region sequence-specific DNA binding
Source: RefSeq, a predicted model, not a curated record
AUGCCGAUAGGCGAUUGCAGCACAUCAAUAAAAAGGGCCGUCCAGUCUCGCAAUGCACGCAUUGCAGGUCCCUCCGCAAGUCUCGCUCGGCGCAUGUUCGCUGCGACUGUGGAGGCGAGAAGGCACACUCGAAAGCCGCUUGUACACACGAAGGGGAUACUCAGGAAAGAUCUUCUUGAUCCUGUUCCAGAGUCGGAUUUUGACGAGCCUGCAUUGCCCUCGGCGCUCGGGAAUGAUAAGCGGAGACCUCGCGCUCUUACCGUACAGUCGGAGAACUCAUUGACAUCUUUCGUCAAUGGCCAUCACAAGCCAAUCCAUAAGCACAACAACAUGGCUCAUAAAUGCGGUCUACCUUAUGUCAUUCCAAGGGCACACACCAUCCACGGGUCAUCACCUUCAGGGUUGGCGAACCGGUCUGUAGAUAACCUGCCACAUACAAACACGGUCGACGCACUACACAGCGAAUCCCACAUCAAGGAUUCGAUAGUCAGUGCACAGCAGGAGCAGCGUAUGGUGAAGUCUGAGCACGGAUCACCUGUAUUGAGCACUACGGCAAACCUGGGGCAAUGGAACGACCUCCUUCCGCCUCUAGACAUCUCAAGUGUCUCUCCAGACCAUAUCCCGGGGAUGGACGGGUUUUCGAACAUCCCGGAUCACGAGCAGCCAUUGUUCUCAGCAGGGCUAAGCGCAGCCUCCGUUGAUUGGUCCCAUUACGAUGGCCUUGACUUCAAUAAUGACGACUUUGCAACUUCAUCAUAUAGUCAACCACCAUCGUUCACCGGCUUUGACUUCAAUAGCAUCGACCAACCUGCUCUAACAACCACCUCAACAUCAGGCGAGAUCUCAGAAGUAGAAGACUUCGGAUCUCUUGGGGACCCUGUUACCACCCAACUACCCUUAGUGACCAGCACUAAAUAUGGGUCUGACUUUGAUGCUUCCGAAAUUGGUGGCGAAAUUGACGGGUAUCGUCUCAGCACCGCAUCGUCGUACGUCGGCUUGCCACAGGUUCAGAUGCUAGCUGGCAACAAUGCCGAAGCCCUCGAUCUUGAGACCUUCUUGAAAAGUAAUGUCACAUCAAACAUGUACUUAGAUACAAACCAACCGCUUGUCACUACUUCAAUGGCUGAAGGCAAUAAGAUGGGUCAAGAUAUGGCUUGUUUUGAUGAUAAUACCAGUUUUCCGUUGCUCUCGGUUGACGGAGACAAUGACGCUUUCUGGAUGAAUGACUUCACAUCCAGCAGUAUUGCAAUCAAUGGCAGCGGAUACGGAGAGCUACCGGAGGAAAAUGUUUGGGCUCAAUAA